GUUGGUUUCAUCGGUAUUGCCGCGUUGCCUCGCUGAAUGGCUAAGGAUAUUUGCUGGACCAAGAAAGAUCCAGCCCGGGGAUCACAGCCCUUUUCCCUCAGCCGACGGCCUAUCUCCCUAACAAGCUUCUUGGCCUCGGCACACCACGGUCCAGCCGUCUCGACAGCAAUCGGAACAAAGUCAUACACUGGCCCUGGGUCGGUGGUAGCUUCAGUCGCACUGCCGAAAAACCUCAGAAUGCGUUCCGCCAUAGUGCUUCUUACUUUUGCGGCGUUCGCUGCAUCAGUGCCCGUGCCAGAAGACCAGGCUGAUUUCGACUACCCACGGUACAUCCAGUUCCCGGAUGGCAAUGGUGUCCCUCACACUGUGGACUUCCAGGAAGAGGUCGAUCACAAUCUCCUUGAAGAGAUCCAGAGGAACCCGGCUAAUAACCUGUACCUACUGUACACUAGACGGAACCCGACGAACUCACAGAGGCUAAUCAUCAACGACAAGAACUCUAUUCUGAACUCCAAUUUCAACCCGAAUCACCCCACGGUAGUCAUCGCGCAUGGAUGGCUCAGCAACCAGAACACAGACCUCAACCCCGUCAUCAGAAAUGCUUUCCACCGGAAAGGCGAAGCUAAUGUCAUCGUAUUGGACUGGCGCCGCCUCGCCACCAGCGGUUAUGUGACGGCGGUGAACGGGAUCCCUGCAGUCGGUUGGGGCCUUGGCCAGUUCCUGCGGUUCGUCCAUGAAGUCACUGGAGCCCGGUACAGUUCUAUGCAUCUUGUGGGAUUCAGCUUGGGUGCUCAUCUGGUCGGUAACGCCGGCAGAGCGCUAGGAGGAGCUGUUGCCCGUAUUACUGGUCUAGACCCUGCCGGCCCCCUAUGGAAUACGAACAGAAACCGUCUGAGUCCCAACGACGGAGUUUACGUCGAGGCGAUCCAUACCGAUGGCGGGUACACCGUUGGUGGCCUUGGGAUUGGGAUAGCCAUCGCCAACGCAGAUUUCUUCCCCAAUGGCGGCAUAUCUCAGCCUCGAUGCCUCACCAACAUCUGCAACCACAACAGGGCGUGGGAACUGUUCGCUGUGACUGUGUCGUACAACCACCUCAUCGGGCAACAGUGCUCAUCCAAUCUGCAGAUCACUUUGAACAACUGCAGAGGAUCUGCUCUUCAUAUGGGCAAUGAUGAUUUGAGAAAGUGGGGGACUGGAAAAUACCGCCUGGAUACUGGACGAAGCUAUCCCUUCUAAAACUGUCAUACAGAAUUGAGGAUAAACAAGAUCUGCAAUGUAAAUAAUGAUAAAUAAAUGUUUUUUUACCCGACUACGGCAACGCAAAA
Leguminivora glycinivorella is the source of this 1325-nucleotide messenger RNA. RefSeq names its product pancreatic triacylglycerol lipase-like. The record is from RefSeq and is a predicted model, not a curated record. NCBI's taxonomy places the organism in Eukaryota, Metazoa, Arthropoda, Insecta, Lepidoptera, Tortricidae. Gene Ontology annotation, biological process: lipid metabolic process. Gene Ontology annotation, molecular function: lipase activity. The coding region runs from base 37 to 1236 and encodes 399 amino acids. The transcript has 8 exons.